CAGGAGGACUUAUGAGAGAGGGGGGUGAGUCAUUAUCCAUCUUGGAGGCCGGGCCUCACAGACAGCAAGAAGAGAGAGAAGGGAGAGAGAAGGUGUUCUGUUUGAGAGUGUGAGGAAGGGCAAGAGGAGUGUUCGUCCAAACGUAAGGAGGACCCCUCUUGAGAGAUCUACUAACACCCCUUCCUCCAGCAUGGCGGACAUCACAUCUGCCCAAUGGCAGGCCAUGCUGAACGCAGCGGACGAGAACGAGAAACCGUUCUUCCAAAAGCUUUAUAACGACGUCGUGCAGAGGGAAAGGGAGGCAGAGGCAGCAGCCAGAGCCACGAGCAUUGCUGAUCAGGAAGCUCUUCUUCGGAUCCCGGAAGCCAAUGAUGACCGGUUCCAGGAGAGACUAGCUGCUGCCGUAGCAGCCUUGGUUCGACUGUGGACCUUGGAAGACCUUGAGUCCCGUGUGACAGCACUAGAGCAGCGAAACCAAGAGUUGCAGGCUGAGAUACUCAGCCUCAAACAGUCCCAAAUGUCUACCCCCCGCCCUCCUAACCCUCGACCUGCUGCAGUCCAAGUCUCUCAAUCUAACACAGUCAUCAUGGCAAGAGCAAGUGGAACUGUGAAGAGCGCAGGAACCGGUGCCAGCUCCUCGAGCGGCAGCGCCGGCAGUUCUGCACUAGUCAUAGUCCCAAAUUCAGGGACAUCAGCCCAAAACGCCACAGUCCUUACUGGCGUUCAGUACAGCGGUCCCGUAGUGGACAAGCGGGCGGCCACCUUGCCGUCCAAGUACGACGGGAAAGCGGAUAUCACCUCUUGGAUUAGUUCCAUGCGCUCAUACUUCGAGGUCAUGCGGACACCGCAGGAAGACCGAAGCAUGAUCAUGGGCACUAAUACUGAGCCCGCCGUACGGAAUCACAUUGAGCUCCAAGCUGUUGCUGCAGGUUAUGAAAGAAUUGACCUGACCGAGUGGCUGAAAGUAACUCCUGUACGCGCCCUUGAGGAUCUUCUUAUCACACGGUACCAAGAUAAGCAUGCUGCGCUCAAGGCUAGGCUGAAGCUUGAGGCCCUCAAGGGCCAAACAUGGAGGUCCUCCAUGCAGGCUUUGGAACAGCACUUGACUGGUUUGUUCACCACUCCAGAUCUAGGAAUGACCGACGUGUCUUGUAUGGAUGUAUUCAUGGGAGUGGCCCCUAAAGAAUACCUCUCCCUGCUAGGACUCGAAGACCAUACCACUUGGCGAAAAAUCAUGACGGACCUAGUCAACCUAGAGGCCAAGGACCUCGCCAGGCGUAAGAAGGCGCCCGCUGCAGGUGGAAAACCAAAACGCAAGCGGUAUGGAAGCAACAACCAGCUUGCCCUGCAUGAACAUCGGGAGGCUGAAGAUCAGUCCUACGCGGAUGAUCUGUCUCUAGAUGACGAUCUAGAGCCGGACUCCGAUAUGGGUUGUUCCACACCAGCCAUUGAGUCUGACGUAAACGAAGAUGAAAACUUUAAUGCGUUUAAAAAGACUGCUUCAAACAAGGGGUCUAACCGUGGUUCGGGUAAGGGAACUGUUGUCCACCUCCCCAAGAAUGCGAAGAUCCCUGAGAAACCGGAGGACGCAUCUACCAAGCCUUGGGAAGCCCUCCGUAUCGGUCAAAAGAAAGGAAAGAAGAUCUAAACUGCGCAUAUGCUUGCAUUGUCAAAAGCGUGGGCAUGUUGUGCAGGACUGUUAUAGACUUCAGGGAAACAGGCAAAGGGCGUAGAGGAGUCAUCAGCACUCCCUACAACAAGGGAAGCUGGAACAUCAGUUGCAGGCCCCUCCGAUGAGCCUGAAUUUGAUCAACAGCCUACUCUUGAAGCCCGGAACGACGCUGAAUCCAAGGCUGCUGCAGUCCAUGUGUUAUACACUAAGCCUUGGGAGGAGUCUAAGGAAGUUGACUUCCACGCUCACCUGGAACAUUGGCUGCAGCUCAAGCAGCAACGCCUUGUUCAAGGGAGUGUGGAGCUAACCUUCUUUAAACUGCUCAUUAACCGCCGAUACAUCCGCGUGUUGAUUGAUAGUGGUUCAACCACCAACUUCUUUUCUCCUAACGGGAUUCGUAAGGCGGGCCUGCGAAUGAAGCAAAUGGAACUGC
Messenger RNA from Chara braunii, 2105 nucleotides. Lineage: Eukaryota; Viridiplantae; Streptophyta; Charophyceae; Charales; Characeae. The record is from the annotation of a GenBank genome assembly.